Cuscuta europaea is the source of this 1362-nucleotide messenger RNA. The record is from the annotation of a GenBank genome assembly. Lineage: Eukaryota; Viridiplantae; Streptophyta; Magnoliopsida; Solanales; Convolvulaceae.
UGUCAUUUUUUUUUUUGAGAAUUAUCCCUUUUAUUAAUAUUUUGACAAAACCCCUUAUCUUAUGUGCGACUGAACUGCAAUUACAAUAUCAAAGCAAUUUCUCGUCCGAUGAAAAUGUGCGGCGGAACAUUGCCCGGCCAUUCACCCGCCGCCAUCGUUCCCAGCACUAUUUUUUGCCGCUUCAGAAAAUUCAGAUGCUACGCUUCUUCCGAUCAUGUAUCUUUCAUCAAAGAUGUAGCGGCAACUCAACCUCCAAACAAUUUGAAUGGUCUGCUGAACAUGCUUCAAAUGCGAGGCGAGCAGUUAGUUUCUCCUGGUAGUAAGAAAGGAUUGGUUCCUCUUGUUAUUCCUCUAUCCAAACAGAGCUCAGGUGCUGUAACUGCAUUACUGCGAUGGCCUACUGCUCCACCUGGGAUGGAGAUGCCAGUGGUGGAGGUUUCGAAGUAUGGGGUUUGGCUUUUAGCUAAGAAUGUAGAUCAAUAUAUCCACAGAAUCUUGGUGGAAGAAGAUGCAUGUUUUCAUGAUAACAGUGAUGCCUUUUUUCACGCUUCUGCUGGUGCCGGAGAGAAACUUUAUCAAAAGGGCGAUUUCGCUGCAUCUCAAAUUCCAAGCAUAGAUAUGUACCUUUGGAAGAAGGUUGGGUUAUUUCCGGAUGUAAUAGAGCGCAAAAUUAAGCAGCAUUUUGAUAAGGGGGAUAAUAAGAUUUCAGCUAUGGUGACCGGUGAGUUCUAUACAAGGAAAGAGCAUUUUCCUGGGUUUGGCAGGCCUUUUGUUUUUAAUGCAGAGAUUUUGUUAAAGGUUGGGCGUAGUGUGGAAGCAAAAGACGCUGCUAGGGGUGCUUUAAAAUUACCAUGGUGGACUUUGGGGUGUGAAUACAAGAAAGUGGCAAAUAUGGCUGAAUGGGAAGAUGAACAAAUUGAAUAUGUCAAAGAGAAAGUGACUGAAGAGGGUAGAGAGCAAGAUCUAAAGAAAGGAAAAGAUGCUGCUCAGAUUGCACUGGAUGAAGCUGCAUUCGUGCUGGAUUUAGCUUCUGUGGAAGGGAAUUGGGAUGAUUGGCUCGAACAGAUUGCUAAAUGUUACAAGGAGGCUGGGCUUCAUGAAAUUGCCAAUUUUGUAGUUUACCGCGAAUGAAAUUUUGUACUACGUAGUUCACAGGAACAGUGUCAUUUUUAAGCGGAAAACGACCUACUUUUCUUAUUGUUUCGUUGAACGUGUCCUCCGCUGGUAUUUUAUUUUUGUAGGACAUUGCUAUUUGUAUAUCGCCUGCAUAGUCAACGAAUUACACUUAGUAUUUUUUUACAUAUUUGUUUGGUAAUACCGUAAAACAUUAAUUAAAUUAUUAUAAGUAAUGUUUUUCUUUGA